Messenger RNA from Colletotrichum orchidophilum, 4140 nucleotides. RefSeq names its product hydantoinase B/oxoprolinase. Lineage: Eukaryota; Fungi; Ascomycota; Sordariomycetes; Glomerellales; Glomerellaceae. Gene Ontology annotation, molecular function: 5-oxoprolinase (ATP-hydrolyzing) activity. Gene Ontology annotation, biological process: glutathione metabolic process. The record is from RefSeq and is a predicted model, not a curated record. Bases 1 to 4140 code for a protein of 1379 amino acids. The transcript has a single exon. Gene Ontology annotation, cellular component: cytosol.
AUGGCGUCAGACUCGCGAGACCGCGGCAUUCGCAUCGCCAUCGACCGCGGUGGUACCUUCACUGACUGUGUCGGCGAGCUAAAUGGAAAGGAGACAAUCAUCAAGCUCCUCUCUGAAGACCCGGCCAACUAUGAAGAUGCGCCUCUCGAGGGGAUCCGGCGCAUCAUGUCGCACUUCCUCGACAGGGAAAUCCCCCGGGGUGAGGCUCUGGACACAAAGAGGAUCGAUUCCAUUCGCAUGGGGACCACUGUGGCCACAAACGCUCUGCUGGAGCGCAAGGGUGAAAAGAUCGCCAUGGUCGUGACCAAGGGGUUCAAGGACUGCCUCGCCAUCGGCAACCAGAGCAGGCCCAAGAUCUUUGACCUGGCGAUUCGAAAACCGGAUGUGUUGUAUGAGAAAGUCGUCGAGGUUGAUGAGCGCGUUACUCUGGAGGACUAUGCCGAAGACCCCAUGCGGAAUUUGACCAAAGUGGCUGCCAAGGCUGGGACGCUAGAAGCAGCCAAAGAGGAGCUUGUACAGGGGACAUCGGGGGAGGCCGUGAGGAUACUGCAACGCCCCGAGGCACAGAGUAUCAAGGACCAGUUGCAAGAAGUCUAUGACUCGGGAAUCCGCAGUAUUGCGGUGUGUCUGAUGCACGGCUAUACCUUCCCCGACCACGAAGCCCUGAUUGGCAAGAUCGCAAAGGAGAUUGGCUUCGAGCACAUUUCCCUCAGUCACGAGCUCAUGCCCAUGAUCAAGCUGGUUUCGCGAGCGACGUCCGUUUGUGCUGACGCGUAUCUCACGCCUGCUAUCAAAAAAUACAUCGCGGGCUUCCAGGCCGGAUUCGAGGGCGGUUUGGGAACGAGGAGCGUUCAGCAAGAGGAAGGUGCCAAGGGUGCCCGAUGCGAGUUUAUGCAGAGCGAUGGUGGUCUUGUUGACGUGGAGAACUUCACUGGACUCAAGGCUAUUCUAUCCGGGCCGGCGGGUGGUGUUGUGGGGUACGCCAUCACGUCGUAUGAUGAAGAGACAAAGAUCCCUGUGAUUGGAUUCGACAUGGGCGGCACAAGCACUGACGUCUCUCGGUUUGGCGAGGGGCGAUAUGAGCAUGUGUUUGAGACUACUACUGCUGGCGUGACUAUUCAAUCGCCGCAGCUGGAUAUCAACACGGUUGCGGCAGGCGGCGGCUCCAUGCUUUUCUGGAAGAAUGGGCUUUUUGUGGUUGGUCCUGAGUCUGCUGGCGCACACCCAGGUCCGGCGUGCUAUAGAAAGGGGGGACCGGCGACUGUAACCGAUGCCAACCUCUACCUCGGUCGUUUACUCCCUGAGUUCUUCCCAAAGAUCUUUGGCGAGAACGAGGACCAAGGGCUUGACCCUGUGGCUAGUAAGAAUGUUCUACAAGAACUUGCUGAUCAGGUCAACAAGGAGACUGGAAAAAAUAUGAGCGUCGACGAGGUGGCAUACGGUUUCUUGACCGUUGCAAACGAAACAAUGACGAGGCCUAUCAGGUCAAUCACGGAGGCCAAGGGUCACGAUUCCUCCAAGCACCGCCUGGCAACAUUCGGUGGUGCCGGCGGGCAGCACGCUGUUGCUAUUGCCGAGGCCCUCGGUAUUCAGCAGAUCCUUAUUCACAGAUACUCCUCUGUGCUAUCAGCAUAUGGUAUGGCAUUGGCGGACGUUGUUGACGAGCGCCAGGAGCCCGAUUCCAAGGUCUGGGAAUACCCGGGCAAGGCAGUGGAUGAGCUAAAGAGCAAGAUGGAGAAGCUCAAGGACAAGUCUCGCAAGGCCCUGCGCGACCAGGGCUUCGACGAGAAGGAAAUCGUGUUUGAAGAGUACCUUAACAUGAGGUACCGCGGCACCGAGUCGGCGUUGAUGAUUAUCAGGCCUGACCAGGACGAGCAGAAGGACACAAAGGACUGGGAUUUUGGAACGGCCUUCAUUCAGCAGCAUCGUUACGAGUUUGGCUUUACUCUCGACGAUCGAGACAUCAUUGUUGACGAUGUGCGAGUCCGCGGUAUCGGAAAGAGUUUCAGGCAUGCGGAGAAGACGGUAGACCAACAACUCAAGGAGUUGGAGCGUAAGAAUGUAGAGCAGAGCAAAGCACACAACCGACAGCAGGUUUAUUUCGAAGAGGGUCGACUUGAUACCCCGGUGUACAAGCUCGAGGAUUUGAGCACUGGCGAGACUAUCAAGGGACCCGCCAUGCUGGCAGAUGGUACGCAGACUAUUGUGGUCACGCCGAAGGCCACUGCGCUGGUUCUUGAUACCCAUGUCGUCAUUGACAUUGAGAAGGAAAAAUCCAAAGAAGACGGGUAUGUAGGACAAGUUCGAAUCGAAAACUUGAAGCUGACCUCUAGGUAUAGGCUACCAAAGAACCAAAGCGAACGAGACGUUGAUCCGAUCAUGUUGAGUAUUUUUGGUCAUCGAUUCAUGGCUAUUGCAGAACAAAUGGGAAGAGCCCUCCAAAAAACUAGCGUCAGCACCAACGUCAAGGAACGACUAGAUUUCUCCUGCGCCAUAUUUGACGCGACGGGCGGUCUCGUGGCUAAUGCGCCUCAUCUUCCUGUCCACUUGGGCUCGAUGUCGACCUGCGUCAAGCGGCAGGCGGAGAUCUGGAAGGGGGAUUUGAAGAAGGGCGACGUCAUCAUUUCCAACCACCCUUCAUACGGAGGUACUCAUUUGCCAGAUAUCACUCUGGUGAUGCCGGCUUUCAACGACAAGGGGGAUAAAAUCCUCUUCUACGCGGCCUCGAGAGCGCAUCAUGCGGAUAUCGGAGGCAUCACAGCUGGCAGUAUGCCGCCACACUCAAAGGAACUGUUCCAGGAGGGAGCUGCGAUUAAGAGCGAGAAGCUUGUUAGCGAGGGGCGCUUCGACGAGAAGAGAGUGACGGAGUUGUUAUACAACGAGCCUGCGCAGUACCCCGGAUGCAGUGGAACCCGCUGCUUAGCCGACAACAUCAAUGACCUGAGAGCGCAAGUCUCGGCGAACCAGAAGGGCAUUGCACUGAUUGAGGGUCUCAUUGGGGAGUAUGGCGAGGAGACGGUGCAGUUUUACAUGGUCCACAUUCAGAAUAACGCCGAGCUCUGCGUGCGCACACUGCUGAAGGAGGUCAGCAAGCGAUUUGAAGGCAGAGAUCUACAAGCGGUGGACUUCAUGGACGACGGCAGUCCGAUUCGGUUAAAGGUCACCAUUGACGCCGACAAGGGCGAGGCGGUCUUUGACUUUGAGGGUACCGGGCCCGAAGUCUACGGCAACGUCAACGCCCCCGAAGCCGUGACGUACAGCGCGAUAAUAUACUGCCUCCGGUGCCUCAUCUCGGAAGACAUCCCCCUCAACCAGGGAUGUCUGAAGCCCAUAAACGUCAAGAUCCCGCCAAAGUCGCUGCUGUCCCCGUCAGACGGCGCGGCGGUCGUGGGCGGCAACGUCCUGACGAGCCAGCGCGUGACGGACGUCAUCUUCAAGGCCUUCCAGGCGUGCGCGGCGAGCCAGGGCGACUGCAACAACCUGACGUUCGGCUUCGGCGGCAACGUGACGGGACAGAAGGAGGUCAAGGGUUUCGGGUACUACGAGACGAUUGCGGGCGGCAGCGGCGCGGGCCCCAGCUGGGAGGGCACGAGCGGGGUGCACACGCACAUGACAAACACCCGAAUCACCGACUCGGAGGUGUUUGAGAGGCGGUACCCCGUGAUCCUGCGGGAGUUUUCGUUGAGAAAAGGGUCCGGCGGUGACGGGCAGCAUCGGGGCGGUGACGGGGUGGUGAGGGAUAUCGAGUUCCGGAUCCCCGUGCAGGUGUCGAUCCUGAGCGAGAGGAGGGUGUAUAGGCCGUACGGGCUCGCCGGCGGGGAGGACGCCGAGGCCGGGCUGAAUGUUUGGGUGAGAAAGGUGGAAAAGGGGAGCUGGGAGAAGUCGCUCAAGAGGUUGAAGGGUGCCGCUGGGGAGGUGAAGGGAGACGAGGAGGUGGAGUACGAGGAGCGGAGGUUCAAUCUGGGGGCAAAGAACAGCGCGCCGAUGAAGCCUGGGGAGAGGAUCAUUAUCAACACGCCUGGCGGCGGUGGCUGGGGCAAGGUUGGGGCUGAGAAGGGAAUCAGUAGCAAGAGGGACCCGACGAACGGGUGGAGGAAGGGGAGUCAUGCGAAUAGGGAGGAUACUGCUCUGCAGGUCUAG